CGAUAGUGCCAGCGAUAGUUUUCCAGUUCUAGUUUGAUUCCUAAGCACAGAGUAAAGAUGGCGGAUGUUGAGUUAUCGAAGGCGUUAAGAGAUUUACCGAAUCGAGUACUUUCAGUUUCUAUAGAAGAGCGGCCCGAUCUGUUCCGUAAUGUUGCGUCCAUCUUGAACAAUCCUGGAGUUAAUGCUGCUAUUGUUAAAGGGAUAUGUAAAGUUAUUGGCACAACGUUGUUUAAGUAUAAGGAUUCGCCCUCUCAACUUCUUGUAAGAAAUUUGAUUGUGGAUAUUAUUAAACGCCAUCAUGACGCGGCCGUAGAAAAUUUUUGUGCAGUAAUAAAGUCGGUUAUAAAUAAGGAUCUUACCACGUUUCAGCCUCAGAAAUCGGCAAAAUUUUCUCUAAUUGCUAUAGGAUGGACAGAUAUAAUAAUAAAAACUGCUGACAUCAACUCGAAAAUUUUUAUAGCAGAGUACACUAAAAUAGUAGAUUAUCAAAGCUUAUUGUAUCAACAUAUUCUCCUCUCCCGUAACACGCGUAUAAUAGAAAUGGGAGAGAAAAUAUUUUUUGAUUCGUGGCAAAAUAUCGAGAUAUACAAACUAUGUUUUUCCACAGCCAUAGGAAAAGAACCUUCGUGCAACAUUGUUAUUUUUUUAAUGCUUCUCGUACGAUUCGAGAAAAGUAUUAAUCGUGAAGAUUAUUUUGGCAAGUACAAAUGUGAAUUACGUGAUCACUUUGUAAAAGGAAUUAUAAUGAACAAAACGAAGCUCAACGAUACUCUAAUAUUUGCAUGUCGACCGUUGUUGCAAGUACUUACUCAAAUAGAAUUUGAAGAAAGCAUUUAUCCGGCUUUGCAUAAAUCUAUCUUAAGGAGUCCUGAGGUGUCUAUAAAAACCAUGAGCAUAGUUCUACUUGAGUUAAAUAUAGAUUUAAGCCAAUAUGCGAUGUCUUUUGGAAAAAUCCUAUUGCAAAAUUUGUAUUGCAAGAACGAUAAAACUAGGCAUGAAUCUCUGGAAACUUUGAAGAAUUUAUCGCAAAAAUGUGUGACGCUCGACUCGGUGGAAUUUUUGCUAAAUGGAAUUUUUGCUAUUCUUAACGGACAAAACGGCAAAAUAACUGUAGCCGAGUAUAGGAUGAAUCUUAUUCAGGUAAGCAGUUACUAUUUUCGCGUUAUUAACAAAACAUACAUAUUCUACGAAGACUACGAAGACUCUAAAGUGCCAUAUUUCAUCCAAAUCCCUGUAGCCGUUUUUAGUGAAGAGGUUUCUCAUAGUGCAGGGUUUUGAUUACAUCAAAUUUCAAAUCAUUUACCGAAACAAAAGAUCUUAAGUAAAAAAAAGAAAACUAUAGCACAUCUACCCCCUUUUUAAUAUGAACCCGUAAUUUUUGAAAGUUAAAGGAACGAUGAAUCGAAUGACUAUCACACAAAAUACCAUCUCGUAUAAUACACAUACAUAUAC
This is a messenger RNA of Rhagoletis pomonella (apple maggot), 1452 nucleotides long. Its product is annotated as eIF-2-alpha kinase activator GCN1-like. Bases 58 to 1278 code for a protein of 406 amino acids. The record is from RefSeq and is a predicted model, not a curated record. The transcript is spliced from 3 exons. Lineage: Eukaryota; Metazoa; Arthropoda; Insecta; Diptera; Tephritidae.